Molecule: messenger RNA, 647 nt
Organism: Bemisia tabaci
Lineage: Eukaryota; Metazoa; Arthropoda; Insecta; Hemiptera; Aleyrodidae
Source: RefSeq, a predicted model, not a curated record
ACUCGUUCCUAAUGCGCAAAAUUCACCCGAUGUUCGGAUUUCAGCUCCUGAGUUUGAUUUUUAUCACCGGCCAAGUGUCGUGCGGUGGUAACAUACCUUCAAAAGGAAGCGAUUCUGAAGCUUAUGUCAGUGCGCCUUGGAAGAUUGUCAACAGUUCAAUCUGGCGGGCUCCUUCCGCCAGAGAAGAUGGACCCCUCUGCGAAGCCUCGCUCGUGAAAGCGGGUUCCCAGGAAGCUCACUUCUCCUGCCAUAAAGCCUGUAAGGCCAUCGCGGACCGAGCCGACAUCAUCCGGCUCCAUUACUCGGAGCAAAGCGCUUUGGCUAGACGCACCGUCGAUCAGUGCUCCGGCUUCACAGAUGGCCGGUGUUUCAACGUCACAAACUGGAGGAGGAUGAGCCUCACCGCCUGUUGGUGCAGAAAGGGGAAGGAAUGGCGCCCUGCCCUCGCCUGUCGCACGGGCAUGAACUUCGGGCGAAACCUCGAAAACGCCAAGAUUAUGGCCGGCAAUGUCUGGGACGUCAACAUCAAGCCGGCUCUGCCACCGCUCCCCAAGCGGUUACUACGGGCGUGGUCCAGCCAGAACCAGAGGCUUCAGCCGAGGGAGUGAAGAAGAAUGGCACUGCUGGGAAUUUACUGCCGUGCUAUA